This is a messenger RNA of Argiope bruennichi, 2232 nucleotides long. It is a transcript of the gene Slh, whose product is annotated as sec1 family domain-containing protein 1-like. Gene Ontology annotation, biological process: intracellular protein transport; endoplasmic reticulum to Golgi vesicle-mediated transport. The record is from RefSeq and is a predicted model, not a curated record. Lineage: Eukaryota; Metazoa; Arthropoda; Arachnida; Araneae; Araneidae. Gene Ontology annotation, cellular component: Golgi membrane; cytosol. The transcript has 25 exons. The coding region runs from base 141 to 2051 and encodes 636 amino acids. Gene Ontology annotation, molecular function: syntaxin binding.
UGAAAGUUCUGAUAUUGUUUUUGCCGUAUUGACACGUUAAUGUAAAUAUGAAAAACAAAACUGUCUACUCAUAAUAUGGGACUUUAAUUUCAAUAAUUUUUAUUGUUCAUAUAACAAAGAAUUUUUUCUAUACUUAAAAAAUGGCUUCGGUGCUACGUGAAAAACAAAUAAAUGCGUUAAAGCGCAUGUUGAAUUUCAAUGUAAACAUUUCGAAGACUUCUGUUGCUGAGCCAGUGUGGAAGGUAUUGGUUUAUGAUCGUUAUGGCCAGGAUAUUAUUUCACCAUUAUUAUCUGUCAAAGAUCUUCGUGAAUUAGGAGUAACCCUCCAUCUGCUUUUACAUUCUGAUCGAGAACCUAUACCUGAUGUACCUGUAAUAUAUUUUGUUAUGCCAAAUGAAGAAAAUAUUUCUAGAAUUGGUCAGGAUUUCAGAAAUCAACUUUAUGAUAGUUUUUAUCUCAAUUUUAUCUCUCCCAUUUCUCGUUCUUAUCUUGAGGAUAUAGCAAGUGCAGCUAUACAAGCCGGAUGUGUAUCCUCUAUAAAUUCGGUUUUUGACCAAUAUUUAAACUUUAUUACACUUGAAAACGACAUGUACAUUUUAAAGCACCAAGAUCGGAGCUCUUUGAAUUAUUAUGCCAUAAACAGAGGGGACAUGAAAGAUACCGAAAUGGAAAUUCUUAUUGAUAGCAUUGUUGAUAGUUUAUUUUCAGUAUUUGUUACACUUGGUGUUGUACCUAUCAUUCGGUGUCCAAGAGGAAAUGCAGCUGAAAUGGUUUCUGAGAAAUUAGACAAAAAAAUUCGCGAGAAUCUCAGAGAUGCUCGAAACAGCCUGUUUGCUCCUGAUGGAAUUCCAAGUUCUUUCUCAUUCCAGAGGCCUUUAUUAGUUAUAUUGGAUCGAAAUCAAGAUAUGGCCACUCCAUUGCACCAUACAUGGACAUACCAGGCUCUUGCUCAUGAUGUUUUGGAUCUCCAAUUGAAUCGUGUUACCAUGGAUGAAGCAACUGAAAAAACUGGCCAUUUAGGUGCUAAGCCUCGCAAACGUACGAAAAUGUUUGAUUUAAAUCCAAAUGACAAGUUUUGGAUGCAAUACAAGGGAAGUCCAUUUCCUAUUGUUGCUGAGGCUGUUCAAGAGGAACUGGAUGCUUAUCGAUCAUCAGAAGAAGAAGUUAAGAGGCUAAAAUCAGCAAUGGGCUUAGAUGCCAAUAGUGGUGCUGAUGAAGUGAUUGGAAGCAUGUCAGAUAACACUGCUAAACUAACAUCUGCUGUCAGUUCGUUGCCUGAACUUCUAGAAAAGAAGAGAUUAAUUGAUAUGCAUAUGACUGUAGCUACUGCAAUAUUAGAUCACAUAAAGAGCAGAAAGUUGGAUGUUUAUUUUGAAAUAGAAGAGAAAAUAAUGGGUAGAGCCACUUUAGAAAAAUCUUUAAUGGAUAUGAUAACUGAUCCUGAAGCUGGGUUGCCUACAGAUAAACUUAGACUUUUCUUAAUUAGUUUCAUAUGUGGACCUACAAUGACAGAAGCUGAAGUGGACCAGUAUGUGACAGCUUUAAAAGAUGCUGGCUGUGAUGUUGAGUCAGUUCAAUAUAUGCGGAGAUGGAAGACAUAUAGUAAACUGUCAUCUCACACUGCUAGUCAGUAUAGUGGUGGAACAAAAACUGUUAGUAUGUUCUCUAAAUUGAUGUCUCAUGGUUCUCAAUUUGUUAUGGAAGGAGUAAAGAAUUUAGUUGUAAAGAAACAUAAUUUGCCUAUAACAAGAAUAGUAGAUUCAUUAAUGGAGAUGAAAUCUCUGCCAGAAACAGAUGACUACAGAUACUUUGAUCCAAAACUGCUUCGUCCUACUGACAGUUCUUCUGUUCCUAGAAAUCGAUCCCCAUUUCAAGAUGCAGUUGUAUUUGUAGUGGGUGGUGGAAAUUACAUCGAAUAUCAAAAUCUAGUUGAUUACACUAAGGGCAAGACAAACCCAGUGCAAAAGAAAAUUAUUUAUGGAAGCACUGAUCUUGUCAAUGCCGAUCAGUUUCUUCGGCAACUACAUUUGCUCGGAACCGAAAUGCAGUAACCUGUUUAUACUGUUGCCUUUAUGAAAAUGGGAAGCCUGAAUCUGAUAAGGAAAUCAAAUGUACAUAUAAUGUAUUUACUGUUUUUGAACAUUAUCGGACUUUAAAAAAAGCGGGCUUUUUAAUUUUCACUUUAUAUUUUAUAUAUCAUCUCGUUUCAUUAAAGUAUAUCUUUGCUAAAUA